CAGCCCCGCGCGGCAGUGGUGAGCGAGAGGCUGUGUCCGCAGCUGGAAGUCGCGGUGGGCCAAGGAGUAUAAUAAUCGAGCUGUUUGGUUGGUGCUGGGAAGUGAUAACGAGUCUUUCACUACAGUAUUUUGUUUGGAGUAAGUACCAGUAGAUGUCCUCGUGCAAGCUUAAUUUGUCAUCGCACUCCCAUGAGGCUGAAGUGCUGAGGGUUACAGCCAUUCACUACACGCGUCUCUAAAGGAGGUUCAAGUGUUUCAAACAACAACUUCUGCUGCCUGGUGGUGGUGGAGGCUUCGCGCACCUCUCAGCGUCUCCACUUUUGCCUCGGGUGCACUGCGUCAAGGUUGGUGCUCGGUGGAUACUCUAAGGUUUGUAAGGUUUUGUUAUGCUAAUUGUAGUAUAGCGGGUGUUCCCUCGCCGUGACUAGUCAGGUGAAUGGCGGUGCGAGGGAGAAUGUUGGCUUGUUGAAUGCAGUUUGUGGUUAAGAGAAAAGUUUUGGGCCUGUUGAACUUCCGCUUUGACUCAGAAUUUAAACUUAGUACGUCUCUCCGAUUCUUGAAGAUGUGUUGGGUACGGUGUUAGUUUUGACAACAGACUCUUCACCUCGGGACGCACGCCUGUCUGUGGUACCUGUGUUCCUGCAGCUUAUCUUCCCCAUCAAGGUGUUAAAAUGUUCAGUGUAUGUACGUCUAUAAUUUCCUUCAGACUGUGUUUGGAGUCCCCUCGCCCCGCCGUGUGCCCAGGGGAGGCUGAGGGUCGCAGGUCACCAGUGAGGCAGCCAUGGGGACCGACGCCCCGCCAAAUCUUGCUGUUCCUGAUGCUGGACGCCCAUCACCAUGCGCCUCCCACUCCAAGAAAGUUGUGAAGAGGAAACCCAGUGAGGCAGGAAGGAGUGUACCGGCGAGGGGAGCUGAGUGUGUGGUGGAGGUGCUGACGGAGCUGGGCAGUGGCGGGCGAUCCCAGGCGGCCAAGGAGGCGCGGCUGGCGGGGGCUAAACGAUCAGGGGCGAACAGAGCAGACCGCCUUCAGGUUCGUCUCAGUACUCUGGAGGCUGAGGUGGGGCGCCUGCAACACCGGGGCCGCCAGCUGGAUCACCACCUGUCCAGAGUCUUGGCACAGGGGUCGCUGCUCACCUCCACCAUUGAUGAUUUCCAUCUGAGACUCGAUGCCCUGGCGAGGUCCCACAAGGCGCUGAGUCGUGCAGCGCAGCAGAAUCCUAAACCUUCUGAGCGAUAUGGCGUGAAAAGUCAGUGAUUUGGACAGUGUUUGGUCCCGCCUCGAUAGACAGUGUUUGGGCCUUGUUGUUCGUCUGUGUUGUAUUAUCUGUAAGACCAGAUGAUGUUAGGUUGACAAGACCACGUACAGUUGUUAGAAAUGCAGGUGUGAAAAGUCAGUGAUUUGGAUAGUGAUCUUGUUUCGUUAGUGUUUGGUAUCGCCUUGUUGUUCGUCUGUUAGGUUAUCUGUAAGACCAGAUGAUGUAGUUAGGUUGACAAAGCCACAUAGUUAUUAGAACCUAAGAUUCCUAAGAACACAAGGAAAGCUGCAAGAACCCAUCUCGCCUACACGUGGCAGUCUCUGUUUAAACAAACCAUGCCUACCGAUUUCCACCUAUCAUCCCAAUCAGGACCACCGAAAGGGAGGGGGGGAGUCUGCCAGUGCAUUGCACCGGGGUCCAUGGGGUCUUUGGGGAGCCCAAAGGUAAAGAAGGGUCCCCGCCCCCCCAUCUCUGCCUUUGGGCCCUUUACCUACUGGCUGCAGGGAUGGGAGCCCUAAACUAUUCCUGCACCGUCACAUUUCAAUUCUCUCGGCGGCCCUGAUUCCAACCAUAUAUUUGUCCAGUCUUCUUUUAAAGCUCUCUAAUGACUCGACACUAACAACCUGAUUACUGAGUCUGUUUAGUUAAUCUCCCAUUCUAUUGUAUUAACAGUAGAAUUAAAACAGAUAGCAAAGCAGAGUCGAUAUGGGUAGAUAUUAAGGAAGGAUCACAGUCAGUAGUACUGGGAGUAGUGUACAGACCACCGACCAGUACAAAGGAAAUUAACACCUCACUGUGGCAGGAAAUAAAUAGAGCAGGAAGGUACAGUCAGGUAUGUGUAGUACGAGAUUUUAAUUUUAGGAAUAUCGACUGGAGUCUGAUGGUGGGUAACAAGGAAGUAGAGGAAUUUCUAAAGUUAAUUUAGGAUAAUUUUUUUAAAAACAGGUAGUUGUAGAACCCACAAGGGGGAAUAGUAUUCUAGAUUUAAUUCUUACUAACACGGAGGAAGCAGUCACGCAGGUAGAAGUUGGAAGAUAGUUAGGUAACAGUGACCAUUAGAAAAUUAGUUAAAAUGAGAAAAAAACUUUUAGAAGUAAAAACACUAGUAAAAUACCUGACUUUAGGAGAGCAGAUUUUGAGGAAUUAAAAAGGUACCUCCAAGGAGUGGACUGGCAAGGGAUGCAGGGCGAGGUCAGGUCCGGGACGGAGUUGAGAGAGAUAAGGCAGGAUGAGAGAGGUGAGGUGAGGUGUGAGAGUAAAAGACAAGAGGAGGGAAGAUGUGUCCCGGAAGGGGCGGAGGAGAGAGAGAGAGGAAGAGAGGUGUGAGUAUGUUGGAGGGUCGGAUCAUGCUGAAAUGGGAGAGGUGAGAUCGAGGCGAGUAGAUGAGAGAGUGGAGAGGAUGGAAGGGGGCGAGAUGAGGGGAUUAGGUGAAGUAAAUGUAGAUGAGUUGUAUAAAUAUUUCAUAGAUAAAUUGCAUACAGGACAGUUAGCAAACAUCCCAUAUAGAGCAAUAAGAUCACAGAAAAAUUACCUUAAAUGGAUGACUUCUAGUUUAAAACAUUAUAUAGGGCGGAAGAGAAGUAUAUAUAAGAGAUUAAGGGCAGGUGAAGAAGUUUUAAGUCCACAAUAUAAUGAAUUAGUUAGAACAGUCAGGAGGUUAACGAGGAAAGCUAAGGGCAAUUAUGAAUUAAAGGUAGCCAGGCAGGCGAAGACGUACCCCAAGGGACGAAGAAUAAGGAUACUAUAGGUCCAUCAAAGGCAGCAGAUGGGGAGCUGGUUAGUUCUGGGGAGGAGAUUAGUAAAAUUCUGAAUGAGUAUUUUUUAAAUGUCUUCACCCAGGAAAACAUGCAGGAUAUGCCAAACAGUGAACAGAUGUUUAGAGCAGAUGAGAAUGAGAAGCUGACAGAUAUUUCCAGAACUGAGGAGAUAGUGGAACAGGAGAUAGAUAGGCUAAAAAAAAAAAAAACUCAAGACACCAGGACCAGAUGAAAUGUAUCCCAGAGUACUUAAGAAAUGCAAAGAGGUUAUUAGUGAGCCGUUAGUUUCUGUCUUUAGGAAAUCACUUGAGUCAGGUGAGGUACCAGUAAUGUGGAGGCAGGCUAAUGUAGUACCUAUCUUUAAGAAAGGAGAUAAAACUUUAGCGUCUAACUAUAGACCUGUCAGCGUAACUUCAGUUGUGGAUAAAAUAUUGGAGUCAAUAAUAGCGAGGAACAUUAGGGAGCAUUUAGACAAACAUAACUUGAUUAAUCAAUCACAGCAUGGUUUCACGAAGGGGAAGUCUUGCCUGACGAACUUGUUAAGUUUUUACAGUAAAGUGUACGAGGCAUAAUGGUGAUAGUUAUGACAUCUUAUAUCUGGACUUUAGUAAAGCAUUUGACAAGGUACCCCAUCAAAGGCUCCUGAGAAAGGUUAGGGCACACGGAAUAGAUGGGAGGGUGUUAGGCUGGAUAGGGUCAUGGCUUAGCGACAGGCGACAAAGAGUUGUAAUAAACGGCUCUAAAUCCGAGUGGGGUCAUAUAAUUAGUGGGGGUGCCAUAGGGCCAUUGUUGUAUUAGGGCCAUUGUUGUUUUUAAUAUAUAACAAUGACUUGGAUAGUGGAAUUAGUAGUGAUGUUAGUAAAUUUGCGGAUGACACAAAGAUAGGUAGAUUAAUUAGGUCAGAAUCGGAUGCCAUCGCCUUGCCCGCAGAUUUAGAUAGGAUGAAUGAAUGGACGGACAGAUGGCAAAUGCAGUUUAACAUCAAAUGCAAAGUACUUAGCGUAGGUAGAGGAAACCCACACAGUAGGUACACAAUAAACAACGAAACUCUGGUAGGUACAGGGUACGAGAAAGAUUUAGGAGUUAUAGUUAGCUCUGAACUCCGUCUAGGAAAACAAUUCAUAGAGGCUAGAAACAGGGCAAAUAGGGUAUUAAGAUGAAUUUUUAGGAGUGUUGAAAGUAGAAGACCCGAAGUAAUAUUAAAGUUAUACUUGGCUCUGGUCAGACCUCAUCUACAAUACGCUGUGCAGUUCUGGUCCCCACAUUACAUAAAAAUAUAGGUCUAUUAGAAUCAGUACAGAGGAGAAUGACUAAAAGGAUACAGAGGAUUAGGAGUAUUCCUUACGAGGCGAGACUGAAGCUGUUAAAUUUACAUUCUUUAGAAAGACGUAGGUUAAGAGGGGACCUGAUAGAAGUCUUUAAGUGGUAUAAGGAUUAUAACAAGGGGGAUGUAAGCAAAAUUCUUAGGAUCAGCAACCAAGAUAGAACAGGAAAUAACGCGUUCAAGCUUGAAAAUAGAGUGGUAGAUGAGUGGAACGGACUCAGUAAUCAUGUUAUUAGUGCUAAGACAUUAGGGAGCUUUAAGAGAAGAUUAGACGGGUUUAUGGAUGGGGAUGAUAGGUGGAAAUAGGUAGGUAUAUUUCAUACAGGGACUGCCACGUGUAAGCCUGGUCGCUUCUUGCAGCUUCCCUUAUUUUUUCUUAUGUUCUUGGGUUCUUAUUGAUAACCAAUUCUUACUUCUCUUUUAAAACUUACAUGCAGAUGUUACAAUUCACGACAGUCAGGUGAUGCAAUUGGGUUGACAAGAUUACGUGGGAUUAUUUGAGAUGUCAAAAGAUCGGUUUGUUGAACAUGAUAUUGUGAUACGGUAGUUAUGAUUCGUUAUAUGAUCAUCUUUGGUCAUUCCGUCUCGUUAACUUUAAAUUCGGGAUUAAUUUAUCAGUGUACGUUAUUGUUUGUUCACACACACACACACACACACACACACACGCGCGCGUAUUUCCAACACUACCAUUGUAAUAGGUUCUGAUAUAAAUUCAGCAUCGUUCCUAAUUAUGAUGGAAAGUUUUUAACAGUGUAUUCAACACUGAUGUCUCACGUUCAGUAAAGUACAGUUUAGUA
This is a messenger RNA of Scylla paramamosain (green mud crab), 5134 nucleotides long. RefSeq lists its product as uncharacterized. The transcript is spliced from 3 exons. Lineage: Eukaryota; Metazoa; Arthropoda; Malacostraca; Decapoda; Portunidae. The coding region runs from base 782 to 1255 and encodes 157 amino acids. The record is from RefSeq and is a predicted model, not a curated record.